AGCAUCAUCAGUGCUGAAGCCGCUCCGCAGGCUCUGGGAUACAAAUAAAUAAACAAUUAAAUCCUAUUAAAGCACUCCUUGGACGCCGGAGUGACGGUGCUGCGACAUGGACGAGCAAAAGGAGUCGCUCCAAAAGAUCGUCAACACGUUGGCACUAAAGAAUGAGGAGAUCCAGAACUUCAUCUGCUGUCUGAAGCAAAAUCUACAGAAUCUGGAGGCAAACUCCACCCGUGUUCAGGAGGAUCUGGAGUCUGAGUUCAGCUCCCUGCAUGCUGUUCUGGACGAGCUGAAGGAGGGGAUGAUGACCCGAAUCAAACAGGAGCGCGCCGGUCGUACAUAUGAGCUGCAGAAUCAGCUGAGCGCCUGUACAAAAGCCCUGGAGAGUUCGGAGGAGCUGCUCGAAUUGGCCAAUCAGACGCUCUGCUCAUCUGAGACGGACGGCUUCACCCAGGCGGCAAAAGACAUAAAGGAUAGUGUUACCAUGGCUCCAGCUUUUCGACUCUCUUUAAAAGCUAAAGCGAGUGACAGUAUGAGUCACCUGAUGGUGGACUUUACUCAAGAGCGCGAAAUGCUCCAGGCCAUCAAAUUCCUCCCAGUUCCUGCUACUCCAGAGAUCCAGGAGUCUGAGUGUCAGGUGUGUGAUAACUCUGUCACUGCGGUGUGGACGUUACCGGAACCAGACUCUAAAAUCGACCACUACAUUCUGGAGUACCGGCGAACCAACCACGAGGGGCCACCACGCGCUCGAGAGGAACAUCCGUGGAUGGUGGUGGAGGGGAUUAAAGAAACAGAGUACACGCUUACAGGCCUUCGCUUCGACACACGUUACAUGACGUUCCGGGUGAAGGCGUGCAAUAAAGCUGUAGCAGGAGAGUUCUCUGAGCUGGUUACUCUGGAGACCCAUGCGUUUGUGUUUAAGCUGGACGCGGGGUCGGCCCAUCAGAACCUGAAGGUGGAGGACCUGAGUGUGGAGUGGGACAGCAGUGGGGGGAAAACGCCGAUCCAGGACAUCCGCAAGGAAAAGAACCGAACCAGCUCUCCCAUGCACUCUCCGGCCCGGACGGCCAUGAUGUCUCCAAAGAGAGCGCCGUCAGCCCGUGUGGGUCGAGACCGCUUCACGGCCGAGUCCUACACUGUUCUGGGUGACACCAUGAUCGACUCAGGACAGCACUACUGGGAAGUUCGGUUCGAUAAAGAGAGCAAGACGUUUGCUGCGGGCGUGGCACUGCGCUCUCUUGGACGAUUCGAUCAGCUCGGGAAGACUAGCGCCUCCUGGUGCGUCCAUCUGAACAACUGGCUCCAGCAGAACCUCAGUGCCAAGCACAACAACAAGGCGCGUGCGCUGGACUGCCCCAUCCCUGAGCGCAUGGGCAUCUACUGCAACUACGAUGAAGGAAUGUUGUCUUUCUACAACGCCAAAACAAAAGCCCUCAUGCAUACUUUCCGGACCAAGUUUCAGCAGCCGGUUAUUCCAGCUUUUAUGGUGUGGAACGGGAGUUUCUCAGUUCAGACGGGUCUGCAGGUUCCUACCAUAGUGCAGUGCGGCCAGAAAAGGAACAGCACCGCCAGCAGCUCCAACGCCAGUCUAACCUAGACCUCCACUCGCCCACAUCCACACGUCUUCCUCCACUGCUUUGUAGAACUGACGCCUGUCACUCAGACUCUUAGCGGCAGCAGAAAGUACUCAUGUAUUUACCCCAAGGUGUGUGGAAAUGGAGAGGGGGGGAUUGAGAGAAGCACCAGCUCUCUGUGCCUUUCAGCUUUUCUCAUUUCAUCUAUCAACAUGUGCGAGUUACAGUAAGCACAGUCGAACCUGUGUGUGUGUGUAGCAUGGUUUUGUCUUUUGACACAAAUCGUUUGUGUAACUGAUGACCGAAACGAGGUGACAAUUAGGCUGUUUGAGUCGUGAAGAUAUUCUUACAUAUACAUGUACAAAAAAUGUGUGAGGGAAACUGGUGAAAUUGAAAAUGUUUGUGGGUAGAUGUGAGCGUUUUGGUGUGAAUGUGAAAGCACAUCAUAGGGGAAUAGGUGUGGAUGUGAGAGUAUUGUGUGGGCAUAUGUAUGGUAAAAGUGUGAGUGUUGUGCAGAUUUCGUGGGUGUGCAUCUCGUGAAUGUGAGUGCUUUUUAUAGUGUGUGUAUGUGUGAGGUAAAAUUCUGAAUGCAAGUAUUUUUGUGUGGAUGUCUGAUCGCAUGGAUGAGAUAAAAUUGUGAAUGCAAGAGUUACAUGGUACAUGUUACAACCCAUAGCAAAAUUUUGUUGCUUAGGAUAAGCUUUUUCUUGUCUCAUGAGCCUGAAAUGAGCUGUCUCAUUACAAGCUCGACUUUGUCUUUUAUUUCCCCUAAACCCCACUUAGGAGAAACAAAUAGAUAUAACUGAGACACAAAGCAAAACAGUUUUGAGAAACAUUUGAGAAAUCUGAGAUGUACAUGAGAAACAGAACUGCAUUAGAAGGAGAAGCAAAUAAGCCAUAUAUACGAUCAUAAUGAGAUGAAAAUCAGAUAUAAAUGAGAUAGAUGAAACAAUUUAGAAAUAUUAUAGUCAUAUUAAACAUAUCAAAAAUCAUCAGUUGACAGCAUACAGUGUAAUAAAGUUACAAUUCACACAAUAUAACAGACACCAGCAAAAUCUGACAAAUCAAGAUACUAAUUUAUACAAAAUGUUAUAAAACCUGACAAUCUUCCAGUGGACAGAAUCAGUCAAAAAGGAGAUGGAAAAUUGGUUGCUUGCUGUGUGUAAGGGCUACAGGAACAGGCCAAUGCCGGGAAAAGUUCUCUCUCCCCAGCUACAUCAGUCUUCUCUUGUAGUGGACGCCCAACAAGUUUAUCCAAAGACUGCAACUCCUGGAGUUGCUUAGCAUCUAAUGGAACAAAAAAUAUAUAUAUAAAAACAUUUGAGAUUUACCUAAACACCAUUCAGCUACUCCAUUCCCAACUUUCUGGAGGUUGAGAGGUGGGCUUGAGCUUGUUUAUGGGCUGAUGCUUACCUGACUGAUGAUGUGGCGCUGAUGGAGACUCCGGAACAUUCUCCUGCAUUCUUGAUCUCCUAAGGUGGCAUGCUUCUAAAAAACAACCCAGUUAAAGUAAAAUAAAUAUAAUUACCAAGAUAACCUUUCCUCAAACAAACAUAUCGGUCUUUAUUUAUAGAAUGUAACUAACUGAUGUCUAUAAAGUUUUUUUUUUAAAACAACUUAAUAAUACUGAAUCCAGCUGACUCGUUUUUACCAUAAAAAAAAACAAAAAAAUUUUAAACCACACAAAUGUUAGUUACCUAGAUACGCUAAUCCACAUGCUAAACCACCCACAGGUAGCAUUUGAAUUGCAGUUUAAGAACAAACAUAAGCUGUGUAAAUUUCAGCUAAGUUUCUUUUUUACCAAAGACUCUGUGGUUUAAACUUAUUUUGACUCCCUGUCAACAAUAGUUAAUUUUAAAUUUGGCGCCAAAAAGUAAAACCCACCUUCACCUCAGCGUUGUCUUCUUGGUCUUCUUCUUCAUUUUCAUCUGCGACAGGCAGAUGAUGGAUAAAGUGUUUUUUUCCGACUUGACACCGAGGCCUGACAAUGCCCUGCACAUUUCUCUAACACAACUGGCCACUUAAACAUUUUCAGGCUUGGAGCAUGUGUGGGAGAAAUUGUGGAAAAUUAUGUCUUUAUGUACUGUAGGCUUAAUUGGGGUGGCCAUGAAAAAAUGUUGAACAUUCCAGUUUCUUUAGUGUAGAUG
Molecule: messenger RNA, 3718 nt
Organism: Clarias gariepinus (North African catfish)
Lineage: Eukaryota; Metazoa; Chordata; Actinopteri; Siluriformes; Clariidae
Gene: fsd1
Product: fibronectin type III and SPRY domain containing 1
Exons: 13
Coding region: 107-1594 (495 amino acids)
Molecular function (GO): protein binding
Source: RefSeq, a predicted model, not a curated record